AAAUUUGUAGAAAAAAUGUCGUCAGAUUUAUACUUUUGAAUUUUGAUUAAAGAAACUAAGAAAGUGAUACAGUAUAUGGUAGAUAUUUGUGAAAAUGGGGUUAGCUUCUCCGUCCACCAUUGUAGCAACUCAACAAAUACGAUAGAGAAGAAAACAUAGUACAGAUACGAUAUAGAUUAUUCUGCUAGGAUCUGGGAUUUGAGAGAGGGAGAAGAGAUGGGGAGGUUGUUCGUGGUGAAUCUGGAAGGGAAGAUCUAUAGCUGCACGUACUGCAGGACCCAUUUGGCUCUUUGUGAAGAUGUUGUCUCUAAGGCUUUCCAGAGCCGGCAUGGGAAAGCUUAUCUCUUCAAUAAGGUUGUGAAUGUUACUGUGGGAGAGAAAGAAGAGAGGCAUAUGUUGACUGGGAUGCAUACUGUUGCUGACAUUUUCUGCGUUGGAUGUGGAUCAGUGGUGGGCUGGAAAUAUGAGACUGCCCAUGAGAAGAGCCAGAAGUACAAGGAAGGAAAGUCGGUCCUUGAGCGGUUUAAGUUAUUUGGUCCCAAUGGAAACCAUUUCUGGGUCGGUCAUGGUCCUCAUGGAGCUCAUGUCGCUGGAAGUGAUGCUGAUGAGGCUUGAUUUCCCUAUUCCUAAUUGUAAAUUCUUUCUCCUCUAUUGCUCUCUUACAAGUCUUGUGAAUUCUUGAAACUAGUUUCCCCAUUUCGGCAGCUCUCCCAACUUGCUGUCAAAUAACAUGAUUGUAAACAUUCGAUCACCGAUUCUGAUUCAAUUGGUGUUCCAACUUCAAUUAAAUCUUUUAUUUCAAUUCCAUGAU
This is a messenger RNA of Tripterygium wilfordii, 811 nucleotides long. Its product is annotated as protein yippee-like. The record is from RefSeq and is a predicted model, not a curated record. Bases 217 to 615 code for a protein of 132 amino acids. Gene Ontology annotation, cellular component: ubiquitin ligase complex. The transcript is spliced from 6 exons. NCBI's taxonomy places the organism in Eukaryota, Viridiplantae, Streptophyta, Magnoliopsida, Celastrales, Celastraceae.